AUGGAGGGCGCGAGGAUCCGAACGGCGCGGGGCUACGGCGGCAACGAGUCGGUGUCGGUGGGCGACGGCAUGAGCAUCUUCGGCCAGAGCCAGAGCCAGAGCAUCGACGUGCGGCGCCGCGGCAAGCCCCGGCGGCGAGCCACCCUGCCCAAGGUCGUCAAGAAUGUGUCGUAUGAUGUCAAGCAGGUGGCCAGGUCCGGGUCCGGCACUGACAGGCUGCCGCACCGGCGUCCGCCCGCCACGCCGGAGAGGGAGAAGGAGAAGGCGCGGGUGGGUCCUGAGCUGUUCGCGGGCAAGACGCUGGAGCAGCUGGUGGAGCAGGCCGACGCCAAGGCGGCGGGGUCGCACGGGCCGGACAAGGAGAGGGCGCGCCCCGUCGCUGCCGCGGAGCUUGAGCCGCCGGCGGUCGUGGCCAAGAAGCAGCUGGAGCGGCAGGGGUCUCGCACGUCGGAGCUCCUCAAAGGACCGCGCGCGAACGUCGUCGUCGAGGCGCCCGGCGGUGGUGCUCGGCCGCUGGAGUCUAGCGGCGGCACCACGUACGCCGAGGUGAUGCGGGAGCUGGACCGCGUCAAGAGGGAGCUGCGGGAGCUGCAGCGCGAGGUGAAGGCCACGAGGGAGGCCAAGGGCGGCAUGGCCAUGGCCGAGGAGGACGCGUCGUCGAGGAGCCCUGGUUCGGUCGUCGCCCACGGCGCGAAGGAACGACCUGAUGCCGACCACGAAGCGAAGGAGGUGCGCGUCGCCUUUGAGCUCACCGGAGCCGGCCGGUCGUCUACCAGGGAGACGGAGGAGGAGGUCACGAGGUGGACGCCGCCGACCAUGGGGCUGCAGAGAGGUGCGAUCAUGGGCCGCCAGAGCGUGUCGAGCGAGCUCGAGGCGUGGCUCACCGCGGCGAGCUCCGACGACAGGCGACUCCGCCACGGCUUCGGCCACUCCUCGGACUCGGAGAUCACCGACGAGGGGCACGACAGCUCGCCGUCGCUACAGGCGGCGGAGGCCAAGCUGGACAUGGCGCGGGCGGAGCUCGAGUCCGCCAAGGGAGAGAGCCUCCAGUUCACGGCGUCCAUGGAGCGCACGCGCACGGAGGCGGCGCGGCUGGCCGAGGAGAUCGGCCGGCUGGAGGAGCAGGAGAAGAAGGCCGGCGCGCAGGUGCGGCAGCUGGAAGCCGCGCUGCGCGACGCCAAGUGCCGCCUGGGCGCCGUCACGGCCGCCGACGAGAUGGCCGGCGAGAUCCUCGCGGACCUGGAGGCGACGCUGCGGCAGCUGGAGGAGGAGACGGAGGCGGCGGAGAAGGAGAAGGCGCUGAUGGAGCAGGAGGGCCAGUGCGUCCAGGACGACGCGGACAGCGUGGACGCCGAGAUCGCCGCCGCCGAGCAGAGGAUCAGGGGCUCGAUCAGGGAGCUGGAGGCGGCGAGGGCGUCGGAGGCCGCGGCGACGGAGAGGCUGAGGGCCGCCGUGGAGGGUGCGGCGAUGGAGAGGGCGUCCAUGGCGCCGCGGAGGUCCGGGAACGUGACGCUCCCGAGGUUCGAGUACGAGUACCUGACCGGCCGCGCCGAGGUGGUCCGCGCGGUCGCCGACAAGAAGGUGGCGGCGGCCGAGGCGUGGGUGGAGGCGCGGCGGGCCGGCGAGAAGGAGAUGAUCAUGCGGGCCGAGGCGAUCGAGAGGGAGCUCGGGGCCGUGGACGAUGAGAGCGCGGCGGGGCAGCGGAGGCCGCAUGACGGCCUGCAGCGCGCACACACGUCGAGGCGAGCCGCGAUGGUGAAAGGCUCGUCGGCGGCGACAUCAAGGAGGACGCCAUCGCCGCCGCCGUCACCUUUGGCACGGCACCCGCGGGCGCAGACGCUCGCCAUAAGAAGCUAUCUGAAGCUCGUCGGCGGGAAAUGCACGAGGCCAUGA
Molecule: messenger RNA, 1893 nt
Organism: Triticum turgidum subsp. durum (durum wheat)
Lineage: Eukaryota; Viridiplantae; Streptophyta; Magnoliopsida; Poales; Poaceae
Source: the annotation of a GenBank genome assembly